AUGCGCGCUCUCUUGCGCCCACUUUCGACGCACACCGUCUACUCACCCAUCGAAUGCAUCGUCACUGUCUUCGUCCUCGCCACCCUUGCAUACUUCCACAUACUCUCUGGGAUUAAGCACUCGUCAUUCUUCGAGGCAACUCAGCCGCCCGCCCUCCGACCUGCCUAUGCGCGUCUGACUGACGGAGAAUGGGUCGCCGUCACCAAGCACGACUGGGCUGAUGCGUGGAAGCGUGCCGGGGAUGGAAUUAAGGCUUUGGAGCUGCAGCAGCUCGUGUUCAGCCUGGAUGACAAGGCGCGCACGGCUACCCCUCUUGACGCGUCCGCCGUCGGGCAGCACCUCGUGUCGGAGCUUCCCUCGCUCUCUGGCAAGGCCUACCCGUCAAUCUGCCACUACGCCGGUUCCAACGAGUCCUCUGUCGCGUGCUUCACCAGUGUUUCUGAGCCUGGCGCGUCCACCACUCUCACCUUGUCAUUCAAACCCGGCGCCCGUGAAGAUUGGGUCGGCGCUUUCAGGCGGGAAAACGCCAUUUUCGUUGAUGGUGUGAAAUACGAAGUCGAUGCCGGCAAGCGUCAUGUAAGCAUUGGAGAGAUGAAGAGCAGCAAGUGGGUCGCCUAUGCGCUCAGCGCUCUCGUGCUGCGUUUCUACGAGCUCGCCAAGAAGGCAGACUCCUUGGAUAUCCUCGUUGUCCUGACGGGCUAUAUCUUGAUGCACGUCACCUUCGCCAGACUGUUCCUGUCUUCCCGUGCUCUCGGGUCGAACUUUUGGCUGUCGACUGGCAUCUUCUCGUCUGCGCUCAUCUCGUUCCUCUUCACGCUCCCGAUUUGCCGCUCGCUCGACAUUCCUCUGGACCCCAUCGCCUUGACUGAGGCGCUGCCAUUCCUCGUAUGCACAGUUGGAUUCGACAAGCCCCUCCGUCUUGCUCGUGCUGUCUUGGCCCACCCCCACAUGAUCAAGCCCCAGGAGAACGGCCGGAUGAAGCCUUCAGGCGAAGUCAUUUUGGAGGCUCUGGACCGCGUCGGGAACGUUAUCCUCCGCGAUUACGCGCUGGAGAUUGCGGUGCUUUUUGUCGGCGUUUACAGCCGUGUCGGCGGCCUGAAGGAGUUCUGCGCGGUCGCUGCUGUUGCCCUCGCGACGGACUGCGUCAUGACGUUCACGCUCUACACGGCGGUCCUGACUGUCAUGGUUGAGGUUCGCCGUAUCAAGAAGGUCCACGAGAUGAACCGUUCGCGUUCCAGCUCGAUUACCGCUGUGACUGCGAAUGGUACGGCUGUGCGCGGCGCUCUGUCGCGCACGGCCAGCAAGACCAACCUCCGCGCGGAGGAGUCGCACGAGCCUAAGAACCUGCGUGAGCGGGUGUCGGCGUCCGUUAUCGGCGUGAAGGGUUCUCUUCUCAAGGACGGCCCCCGGAUGGAAGAGGUGGAGAACCCGAUGGCGAGGCUGAAGUUGCUUUUGAUCGCCUCUUUCCUUACUCUGCACAUCCUCAACUUCUGCACGACCCUGACGCCCGCGACGACUAACGCCCGCCACCAGAGGCACCCGCUUCGCUCCGCCGAGGUUGUCCCCGCCCCACGUGUCGACAUCACCACCCCCGCGAUUGCGAGCGUUCUUGCCAACCUCGCUGUGUCUGAGCAAGCACAAACUGGCGAGCCUAUCCAGCUUGUUGUCAAGUUUGCGCCGCCCGUCUAUGUUCACGCCACGCCGAUCGCCACUGCCUCCCCUCACGCCUCCAACGCGGACACCGGCGAGGCGAUCGAGAAUUUCAUGUCUUCAUGGAGUUCGCUUGUCGGCGACCCUGUCAUCUCGAAGUGGAUCGUCGCCCUGCUCGCUGUCAGCGUCGCGCUCAACGGGUACCUCCUGAAAGGUAUUGCGGCCGGUUCUGGUCUUGCGGCAGUACGUGCUGUGCGUACCCAGGGUGUGCGCUUCCGCUCGCGUGCGCGUUCCGUCAAGCUCUUCGAGCACGAAGACCCCGAGGAAGAGGAGCACAGGCCCGCGCCAGUCAUGAUCAUGGCCAGCGCCGCGCCCGUCAUAGCAGCCCCCGAGCCAGCCCCGAUCACGGAGCCCGAGGUCGCGCCCGUCGUGCAGCCGCCGUCAUCGGUUUUGAGCCGCCCGUUGAACCUGGAGACCAUUGACAGGAAGCUCUCGGAGCGCCUUCCCAUUCGCUCGCCCGCUCCCAUCGAGCCGCGCACCCCCGAGACGCCCGAACCGGUGCAGAUGGACGUUCGUUCGCUCGCGGAGUGUGUGGACAUUUUCGAGAAUGGACCUCGGCCAGUAGCAGUUGCGCUGAAGAUGCUCAACGACGAGGAGGUCAUCCUCCUUGCGCAGACGGGCAAGAUCGCGGCGUACGCGCUGGAGAAGAUGCUCGGCGACCUUGACCGGGCUGUUAAGAUCCGGCGUGCGCUCAUCUCGCGCGCAUCGCGGACGAAGACGCUGGAGGGCUCGCUUGUGCCCAUGAAGGACUACGACUACUCGCGCGUCAUGGGUGCGUGCUGCGAGAACGUGAUUGGCUACAUGCCUCUGCCUCUCGGUAUCGCUGGACCCCUCAAGAUCGACGGCCUCAUGUACCCCAUCCCGAUGGCUACCGCUGAAGGCACUCUCGUCGCGUCGGCUUCUCGCGGGUGCAAGGCCCUGAACGCUGGCGGAGGUGUCACUACCGUCCUCACCUAUGACGGCAUGACCCGCGGACCGGCUAUUGACUUCCCGUCGGUCGUGCGUGCGGCCGAGGCGAUGGCGUUCAUCGAGUCGACAGAAGGCUACGAGGCUAUCAAGGAGACCUUCGAGUCGACGUCGCGCUUUGCGCGGCUGCUCAAGAUCAAGUGCGCGCUGGCCGGGCGGACGCUGUUCGUGCGCUUCGCAACACGCACCGGUGACGCGAUGGGCAUGAACAUGAUCUCGAAAGCGACGGAGGCCGCGCUCGCGCUGCUCGGGCGGGAGUUCCCGGACAUGAUCGUACUGUGCCUCUCGGGCAACUACUGCACGGACAAGAAGCCGGCGGCGAUUAACUGGAUCGAGGGCCGUGGCAAGAGCAUCGUCGCGGAGGCGGUCAUCCCUGGCAAGAUUGUGAAGAGCGUGCUGAAGACGACGGUCGAGAGCUUGUGCAACGUGAACAUUAAGAAGAACCUCGUCGGUAGUGCGAUGGCGGGCUCCGUUGGUGGCUUCAACGCGCACGCGGCGAACAUCCUCACGGCGAUUUUCCUUGCGACCGGUCAGGAUCCGGCGCAGAACGUCGAGAGCUCGAACUGCAUGACCCUCAUGGAGCCAACGAACAACGGCGAGGACCUCCUCAUGACUGUCACCAUGCCUUGUAUCGAGGUCGGCACCGUCGGCGGCGGCACGAUCCUCGCACCCCAAAUGGCCGUGCUCGACCUGCUCGGCGUCCGUGGCGCGCACCCUACGAACCCCGGCCAGAACGCGCAGCAGCUCGCACGUAUUAUCGCGGCGGCCGUCAUGGCCGGCGAGCUCUCGCUCAUGUCCGCGCUCGCGGCGGGCCAUCUCGUCCGCGCGCAUCUGGCACACAACCGCUCGCAGCUGAACACGCCGAUGCCCUCCCGCCCGCAAACUCCGGGCCCCGAGGAGACUGCGCCCCAGUUCCCUGUGGUAGCGCCCACGAGCGGCGCACAGCCGUACAACGUCGACUCGAAGUAG
Trametes versicolor FP-101664 SS1 is the source of this 3645-nucleotide messenger RNA. RefSeq names its product 3-hydroxy-3-methylglutaryl-coenzyme A reductase. NCBI's taxonomy places the organism in Eukaryota, Fungi, Basidiomycota, Agaricomycetes, Polyporales, Polyporaceae. The transcript has 7 exons. Gene Ontology annotation, molecular function: hydroxymethylglutaryl-CoA reductase (NADPH) activity; protein binding. The record is from RefSeq and is a predicted model, not a curated record. The coding region runs from base 1 to 3645 and encodes 1214 amino acids. Gene Ontology annotation, biological process: ergosterol biosynthetic process; isoprenoid biosynthetic process; coenzyme A metabolic process. Gene Ontology annotation, cellular component: endoplasmic reticulum membrane; peroxisomal membrane.